Molecule: messenger RNA, 1266 nt
Organism: Metarhizium brunneum ARSEF 3297
Lineage: Eukaryota; Fungi; Ascomycota; Sordariomycetes; Hypocreales; Clavicipitaceae
Source: RefSeq, a predicted model, not a curated record
AUGGUCAUCAUCUCUAGAGUGAAUCUGCGAGCUCUCUGGAGGCAAAGGCCAAUAGGAUUGUUUUCUCGCCCUCGUCAAUCGUCAAUGCCUUGCUCGAGAUGGUCAAGUCACAUGAUAAAUGAGCCUAUUGACGAGGAGCUGCUACCAGGCGACCGUCUGAGAUCCUUCCAUCCUACCCGACCUGGUGAGAUGCUCAAUGGCAGGUUCAAGACAAUCACAAAGCUUGGCUAUGGGGUCGGCUCUCCCGUUUGGUUAGCAGAGAAUAUUGUGUUCGAGAACUCGGCAGAUAAAUCGGCACCUCGCUACGUCGCUGUCAAGAUCGCGGCCCUGGACCUAGACGCAGGCUGGGAGGCAGGGGUCUCAAAGUUCAUAGCCAACGCUGAGCCGUCACAUGUAGGACUAGACUUUAUCCGAACACACAUUGGCGAGUUCCAACUAACGGGCAAAAAUGGGACGCACACUUGUCUCGUGUACACUCCCAUGAGAGAAACUCUUUUCCAGCUUCAACACAGACUACGGGGCCAGAGACUUGCACCGCCUCUUGUCAACUUUUUUAAUCUUAGUCCCUCUGAAUACCAUGAAGCUAACUAUGGCCCGUCAGACAUCAAGGUCGACAACAUUAUGAUGACGAUUGAAGGUGAAGCUGUCAAACAUCAAAUGAAGAGCCCCCAGCCGAAGCACAUUCGAAUCCAGGAUGGCCGCGAAACUUACCUUUCGCAAGGCAACUUUGGGCCCUUGCAAGGCUCCAGACUGCUUCCAAAGCUCGCCGACUUCAACAUCGCCUUUCCCGUACUAGCUAAUGGCAACGGUCACCUUUCUGCAAUCCAAUCCCAUCGUUUUCGUGCCCCCGAGGUUAUUCUAGGCUGCCCAUGGUCAUACAGUGUCGAAAUCUGGAAUCUCGGCCUUCUAAUGUGGAACCUCAUGGAAGGUAUUGGUCUGUUUGACAGGCCGGCUGGUGAAGAUGGCGAGUACAACGCGCAUGUUCACCUGGCCCAAAUGGUAUCCCUUUUAGGAGAACCUGAUGAGGAGUGUAUGAAGAGGGAGCGCUUCUUUCGUAAUUAUCGACUCGAGAAACCUGUCGUUAAUUCGCGUGGCAAGGAGUGCAAUGCCAUGACUGAGUUCUGGGUCGGUCCAUUCUUCAAUGAUGAGAAUGAUAUUGUUCGUACGGACCUUGUGGAAAGGAAGAGGCUGGAAGAUACGGUAACAGAACUAGUUGGCCAUGAGAAAGAUGUAUUCCUUGACUUUGCGUCUGGGAUGCUCCAAUAG